Molecule: messenger RNA, 1857 nt
Organism: Kalmanozyma brasiliensis GHG001
Lineage: Eukaryota; Fungi; Basidiomycota; Ustilaginomycetes; Ustilaginales
Product: NEDD4/BSD2
Exons: 1
Coding region: 1-1857 (618 amino acids)
Biological process (GO): positive regulation of protein ubiquitination; metal ion transport; vacuolar transport
Cellular component (GO): perinuclear region of cytoplasm; endoplasmic reticulum; Golgi apparatus
Source: RefSeq, a predicted model, not a curated record
AUGGCUCGCCCAGGCGCAGGUCCACGAUCGCAUUCGCGCAGAUCCGACGAGCUGUUUGCCGCCUUCAACGGUCCCGCGGACGCUGAUCCAGGGUUGCCAGACUACACUCAAGCCAGCUCAUCCUCCUCAGGUCCGUCCGCAUAUCGAACCUCGAGACCUUCCACGGAUGUCUUCUUUGAUGCGGGAGAUGCGCUGCCCGAUCCAGAUCCAGUCAGCGACCCGUUAGGAGCCGACCGAGCCAACUCGAGCGCUACCACCGAACCGUCCCCAUCCUCGUUCCGGCCCCCACCGCUGUUCAACCGCAGCGGCAAUACCCCAGCAUACGAUUUCGAGCGACCAGAGUACUUUCCUACUGUCACACGGCGGCCGCCGCCUUCGCCCCAUGCUGCCAGCCCAAACCCUGACGCUGCUGCCGAUGUCAGCAACGCAUCUGCAGGCAACGACCACCGCACCAUCGACAUGAAUCCAGAUGGGGAUGACGAAGGCGAUGAUUCGAUCCAUUCCAGCAGCGGCAGUCGUACGAAUCGCAAUGGUUACAGCUCCGUCCCGACGUCCAUGGGCGGUGGAGAGGCGGGAGGCGUCAGCACAGAUGCCUCGGAAGCCAUGACGAGAAGUGACCGCAUGCGCUUCGCUCUCGGUCGUUUUGGUCGGUUUGUCGGUAUGGGCAUCCCUGGUGCCCGUUACUCGUCCCUCUCAACACAGGACGGUGCUCGAGGCGGCGUUCAUCGGCCGCGCUACGUUGGCGGCGGCAUUGGUCAGGAUGGCGUGUUCGCCAACCUCAGCGCCAAGCCAGAGCGUCGCCGACGCGGCCAAACCGGCGGAAGCGGCGAAGACCGAGGAGAUGACGAUGAUCUGGAAGACGACAUGCAGCCUCCCACCUACGAGAUCGCCGCAGCCGACGCGGUACCGCAAUACUGGGAGACAACCAUCCUUGGCGGCAGCGUCCACCCACUCGCCAACGGUCUUGGAUGGACGCCGGGCGGAGCGCACGUGGGCGCCAUCGAGGAUCUCAUCGUCGAAGGUCUGGCGGUGGGCAACCUCUUCGGAUUUGCAUGGAACCUGCUCGUUUCGAUGACGUUCCAGUUUGUCGGUUUCCUGCUGACCUACCUGUUGCACACGACGCAUGCUGCGCGAUGUGGCAGUCGCGCUGGUCUCGGCGUGACCCUCAUCCAAUAUGGUUUCUACCUGCGAACCCGAGCGGCCGAGAUCGCAGAAGGCAAGGUGGGCACAGACUUUGGCGGCACAUCCUCACCUGGCGGAGGGAACGGGUGGUUUGGCGAGGACAACACGGCCAACGGCACUCGUCGAAGAGGUUGGGGGUCGCGAAUGGUGCAACCUUCCCAACCGAGCGUAAACGGUCAGACGCUUGCCGACCUGUUCGCAGCCCAGGCCGAUGGGCAACCUGUCAAUGUGGGCGAUCAGAACAUCACCGACUCGAUGAGUCAGUCGACCGAAUGGCUCGCGUAUGUGCUCAUGGUGCUGGGUUGGACGAUUCUGCUGUCGUCCAUGCUGAGCUACUGGCGCAUCUGGCGGUGGGGCAAGUCGCUUGUUGACGCUGCGAGGCGCGAAGAGGCUUCGAACGGCGAAUCGGCGCAGGAGGAGCCGUCGACGGGAGCGAUGGGUUUCGUCAAUCGGUUUCGCUCCGCUUUGUCGAGAGGCGGGGGGAGUGCGGGAUCGGGCGAGGACUGGGUGUUGUUCCCCGGCGUAGGACAGAGGCUGGGUCGCUCGCGUGGUCAGCGCGGGGAGACCAGCGUCGGCGAUUUGGAAGAUGAAGAUGGGUUGGACACGGAAGAUGCACGGCUGAACCCGGCGGAGAGACGAUUGUUGAACGACAUGCGUCGUGCCGGUCUUGCUUAA